Trypanosoma conorhini is the source of this 2205-nucleotide messenger RNA. Its product is annotated as dual specificity protein phosphatase. Gene Ontology annotation, molecular function: MAP kinase tyrosine/serine/threonine phosphatase activity; protein tyrosine/threonine phosphatase activity. Lineage: Eukaryota; Euglenozoa; Kinetoplastea; Trypanosomatida; Trypanosomatidae. Gene Ontology annotation, biological process: protein dephosphorylation; negative regulation of MAPK cascade. The record is from RefSeq and is a predicted model, not a curated record. The transcript has a single exon. The coding region runs from base 1 to 2205 and encodes 734 amino acids. Gene Ontology annotation, cellular component: cytoplasm.
AUGAGCGGCGACGGUGACGGCACCGACGGCGACGGCGGUGAGACGGUCGUGCCGCCGGGGGAGAAUCGACGGCAGCCCCCGCGCCCGGAACCGCAACGAGCCCGACCCCGCGGCCUGGAGAAUGGCGGCAGGGACGCGGUUGAGGAGGCGGGGGCCGCCACGAUGACGGUGGUGGCUACAAACUCAAACCGGUCGCAGGCUGCGGGGGCGCAGUCGCAGGCAGGGAACCCCGCUAAGGCGGGGACUGCAGCAGGUGGCGGCGGCGGUGACAGCGCGCCAGCCGGCGCGGGCGGCUUCUUUGUUGGCACCACGACACACGUCUCACUCGCCGGCGCCGGCGUCGCUGGCGCGCGAAUCCCUUCCUUUGGCCUCAGCACCAGCCAAAUGAAGGCCGUCCUCGACGUCGUCCGCCGUCGCAAGCGCGGGGAGCAAAGGCAGGUGGCGGCGCCGGGGGUGCAGCCCCACCCAAUCACGCCGCCCACGACAGCCGCCACGCUGAAUGAGACCCCGACGAUCACGCCGGCGCUGAGCCAGUCGGAGCAUGGGCGGUCGACAACGUCGUCGCUGAACGAGAUACCGCUCCUCAGCGGCCCCCCGUGCACCGGCGCUUCGACGCCCAUCUCUGUCAGCAGCGGCCGCACAGAACCACACUCCUGUCAUGAGAAGGAGGAGGAACGCGACUUUUUUAUUCACAGCUUUGCCCCACGCUUGCAGACUGGGUUUUCUGCGAGCCGAACUCCGCCGGGGGAUGAGGCAAAGUCGAGGACGCAAGCGGAGACACAGCACCAAGCAGGGGCAGAAGUAGAGCGACAAGAGGAUGAUGAGGAUGCAGAGCAACAGCAACGGCCACAGCCACUGCAGGUCGACGAGGUGUGGUUUGAUAACGAUGAGAAUGUCAGCCGCGUGCAUCAUCGCUGGGCGGAGCUCUCCGCGGGGCUGCGCAUUCGCGUCCCUGCCUCGCCAUGGUGUCCGGCUGCGGGUGAGCCGAUUCCCACCUGCAAGCAGCACAACAGUGACUUUGAUUUUAGCGCGAGUAGCAGCUUUGGCAGCAGCUACAGCAGAAGCCUCUUGCAGGCGUACAACCAGCACACAUUUGUGAGAGCCGCAAGUUGCCUUUCCACGAACACGCCGUGUGUCUCUCCCUGCGUGUCUGGCGUUGCCGGCGGCGACGCGGAUGCACCUCUUGGGACGUCAAAGGUUCCAGCCAGCGCCACCCCGAUGAGGUCCAACGGCGGCGGAGGUUGCGGGGGUAGUGCGGUGCCGUCGUGCCAGCAAUACAAUUUUCUUUGCGGCGUACAGAGGCGUGGCACCGCGGCACCGUUGCAAACCCCGCAGGAGGGCACCGCGGAUCAGAUUUCCUCCAGCAAUGGGCACCAGAACGGGGUGAUCGCCCCACCCCCGCUUGCGCGUGAGGACGUGGACCAUGCAGCUUCGUUUGACGCAGCCAUGGUGCUUCCAGGGCUCUACCUGGGCUCCCACAGCGAUGCCAUGAAGCUUCCUGCGCUCGCCGCCCACGGCAUCUCGCUUGUGCUGAGCGUUGCCGAGGAGUGCGUGCUGGAGGACUCUGUGGUGAACAACGAGUACAACAUCCGAUUUGUUAAGUUUCCGCUGAGGGACCACAGCGAUGAAAACAUCGCAAGCUACUUUGGCCCUCUGACGAAGAUGAUUCAUAAGCAGCUGCACCGCCGCGAGUGCGCCCUGUGGAAAGCAAAGAAUGCAACGCCAGAGACGAGAGAAAACGGCGAGGUGGGGGCUGCCACGGAUGCUUCCUCCGUCGCAUGCGUGCCUGGUGGGGUGCUUGUGCACUGUCGCAUGGGUGUAAGCCGCAGCGCGGCCGUUGUGCUUGCCUAUCUCAUGAUCUACGGCGACACCCUGGUGGUGGACGAGGGCUGCUACAGCCAGCAGCAGCAGAUGGAGGAAAGCCCCACGAUCGCCUUCACGCCUCUGUCGGAGACUUCGCCUUUCCUCCCCGCGAACGAUGACGAAACGGCGAAGGAGGGCCGCCGAUGUCGUGUGUGCUGCUGCUGCCGUGCCCGUCAAAACCGCAUGGUUGGUGACUACUGCGAGUGUUGUGAGGCCGCCCCGAGAGUCGUGAAAAGCUACCGGGAAGCCUUUGCCUUUCUCAAAAGACGAAAGCGAGACAUCAACCCGAAUAUCGGGUUUGUGCUCGCCCUACGAGAGCUGGAGGGUAGAGAAGAGAGGUAG